UCUCUGCAAAAAAAAACCAAAACCCACUUAUUAGACACCAAAAUCAUGGCCAAACUAGUGGUGGAAGUUCUUGACGCAAGUGAUUUGAUGCCCAAAGAUGGGCAAGGCUCAGCAAGUCCAUUUGUUGAAGUAGAAUUUGAUGAGCAAAGACAGAGGACCCAAACAAAGCCUAAAGACCUCAAUCCUUCUUGGUAUGAAAAGCUUGCUUUUGAUGUCAGCAACAGCCUCAGAGAUCUAGCAAGCAAGACCAUUGAUGUGGUUGUGUAUAAUGACCGACAAGCCGGUCAUCACAGGAACUUUCUUGGGCGCGUCAGGAUUUCUGGUGGUUCAGUGCCUUUGUGCGAGUCUGAAGCAAGUAUUCAGCGGUACCCACUCGACAAACGUGGCCUGUUCUCACACAUCAAAGGAGAUGUUGCUUUGAAGAUUUACUUGCUUGAUCAUGAUGGUGGUUCUGAUUAUAAUCAUGCCUCCUCACAACAACCACAUGAAAAAGAGACCCCACUUCAAGAAAUCAACAGUAAUAACAGGUUUGAUCAUGGAGAUCAUGACUAUGUACCAGAUGAUUAUCAUGGUCAUGAAGAGAAGAUUAAGAAGAAGAACAAAAAGGAGAAAGAAGUGAGGACCUUUCACUCAAUUGGUACUGCUGCUGCUGCUCCAGUGAAGGAAAAGGUGUCUGAGAUGAGAGCGGAUUUCGCUCAAGCGGCGACACCAGCAGUUAUGCAAAUGCAAAUGCAAGUGCCAGUCCCAAAGCCGAAUCCAGAAUUCAUGCUGGUGGAAACCUUUCCACCUUUGGCGGCUCGAUUGAGGUACAGAGGAGGUGACAAGAUAACAAGUACUUAUGACUUGGUGGAGCAGAUGCAUUACUUGUAUGUAAGUGUUGUGAAGGCAAGAGAUCUACCUGUUAUGGAUGUUUCAGGGAGUCUUGAUCCUUAUGUGGAAGUGAAAAUUGGGAAUUACAAGGGGAGGACUAAACACUUUGAGAAGAACCAGAAUCCGGUUUGGCACCAAGUCUUUGCUUUCCCCAAGGAGAGAUUGCAGGCCAAUUUGGUGGAGGUAAUAGUGAAAGAUAAGGAUUUUGGGUUGGAUGAUUUUGUGGGGAGAGUUCUUUUCGAUGUACCGGAGGUACCGGUUCGGGUGCCACCGGAUAGUCCUCUGGCUCCACAGUGGUAUAGAUUGGAGGAUAAAAAUGGUGUCAAGCUUAAACAAGGGGGGGAGGUUAUGCUUGCAGUUUGGAUGGGAACACAAGCUGAUGAGUCAUUUCCAGAUGCAUGGCAUUCUGAUGCUCAUGAUAUCAGUCAGUCCAACUUGGCUAAUACAAGAUCAAAGGUAUACUUCUCUCCUAAAUUGUAUUACCUUCGUGCACAAGUAAUCGAAGCACAAGAUCUUGUAUCUUCUGAGAAAGGCAGAGCUCCAGACACAUAUGUGAAGAUAAUACUCGCAAAUCAAGGAAGAACAACCAGGCCUGUCCGUGGCGUCAACCCCGUCUGGAAUGAUGAGCUCAUGUUUGUUGCAUCAGAGCCUCUUGAGGAUUUCAUAAUUAUUUCAGUUGAUGACAGAGUUGGACCUGGCAAGGAUGAGACUUUAGGAAGAGUGAUUGUAUCAGUUAGAGAUGUGCCUCAGAGACUUGAUACCAACAAACUCCCUGAUCCUCGCUGGUUGAACCUCUACAAGCCUUCACUUGCACAACAGGAAGGUAUUGAGAAGAAGAAAGAAAAGUUUUCCAGCAAAGUCCUGAUUCGGUUUGUACUCGAAGCUGGUUACCAUGUUCUUGAUGAGUCUACACAUUUCAGCAGUGACCUUCAGCCUUCGUCAAAAUUUCUGAGGAAGGGACCUGUUGGAAUUCUUGAACUUGGCAUUCUGAGUGCCAAAAAUUUGCAGCCAAUGAAGAGCAAGGAUGGAAGGACAACUGAUGCUUAUUGUGUGGCCAAGUACGGGAACAAAUGGGUUCGGACCAGAACGAUCCUCGACACAUUGCAUCCAAGGUGGAACGAGCAGUAUACUUGGGAAGUGUAUGAUCCCUGUACUGUAAUAACAAUUGGUGUCUUUGAUAAUCACCAUACCAAUGGAAGCAGUGACGCGAAAGAUCAGAAGAUUGGGAAGGUAAGAAUUAGGCUAUCCACUCUGGAGACUGAACGAGUAUAUACACAUUACUAUCCACUGCUGAUGCUCACUAAAUCUGGCUUGAAAAAUCAAGGGGAUCUUCACUUGGCAUUGAGGUUUACAUGUACAGCUUGGACUAAAAUCUUGGUUCAAUAUGGAAAGCCAUUGCUUCCCAAAAUGCAUUAUGUCAACCCCAUACCUUUUAGGUUCAUCGAAUCGCUACGCCACCAGGCAAUGCAGAUUGUGGCAGGAAGGCUGACGAGAGCAGAACCACCACUUAGGAGCGAGGUUGUGGAGUACAUGUUGGAUGUGGAUAUGAAUAUGUUUAGUCUCCGUAAAAGCAAAGCCAAUUUCUUCAGGAUAAUGUCUCUCUUGUCAGGGAUUACAGUUAUCUGCAGAUGGUUCAAUGACAUUUGCCUCUGGAGAAACCCAGUGACAACCAUUCUCGUGCAUGUAUUGUUCUUGAUACUUGUGUGCUACCCGGAAUUGAUUCUGCCAACAAUUUUUCUCUACCUGUUUGUGAUAGGGAUAUGGAACUAUAGGUUCAGGCCAAGGCAUCCACCCCACAUGGAUGCUCGGAUUUCCCAGGCAGAUCGCACGCAUCCAGAUGAACUUGACGAGGAAUUUGAUACAUUCCCAACAUCCAGACAAACAGAUCUUGUGAGGAUGAGAUAUGACAGACUACGAAGUGUGGCAGGUCGAGUGCAAACCGUCGCUGGAGACUUGGCAUCGCAAGGCGAAAGGGCUCAAGCAUUAUUGAGCUGGAGGGAUCCAAGAGCCACAUCUAUCUUCAUCAUCCUCUCAUUGAUCGGGGCAGUGUUUUUAUAUGUCACUCCUUUUCAGGUAGUGGCAGUGCUGAUUGGACUAUACUUGCUUCGUCAUCCCCGGUUCAGGAGCAAGACGCCUUCUGUUCCUGUCAAUUUCUUCAAGAGAUUACCAUCCAGGGCAGAUAUGCUACUGUAAAGGAAACUCUCAAAUAAUAAAGCAUUGAUUACUCACUUGAGUAUCCCAGCCAACUGGAGAGGGAUGAAAUCAAGGAUGCUCUCUACAACUACAGAAUCUCAUUUCAUUCAAAUCCAAAUUCACCAUUCUUUUGGAGCUCUCUACAACUGUGGAAUCUCAGUACUAGUAAUUGUAUUGUAGUAUACUACUUUUGUUUACUUUAGCAGUAAAUAAUGCCAGGAAGGCAAACGAUCAUCCAACGCAAUUGCUAGCAGCAUAAAGUAUUGUAAUAACAAAAAUAGUUCCAAUCUUUGUAAUAACAAAAAAUAGUAGGAGUUUUUUUGAGAACAAAGUUCUGUCGAUUGCAAUAACAGCAAGCAUCACUUGAUAACUUCUUAGAAGCA
Tripterygium wilfordii is the source of this 3446-nucleotide messenger RNA. RefSeq names its product FT-interacting protein 7-like. The transcript has a single exon. Bases 46 to 3063 code for a protein of 1005 amino acids. NCBI's taxonomy places the organism in Eukaryota, Viridiplantae, Streptophyta, Magnoliopsida, Celastrales, Celastraceae. The record is from RefSeq and is a predicted model, not a curated record.